Messenger RNA from Chaetomium fimeti, 1017 nucleotides. Its product is annotated as putative ras-like GTP-binding protein. Gene Ontology annotation, molecular function: GTP binding; GTPase activity. The record is from RefSeq and is a predicted model, not a curated record. Gene Ontology annotation, cellular component: endomembrane system. NCBI's taxonomy places the organism in Eukaryota, Fungi, Ascomycota, Sordariomycetes, Sordariales, Chaetomiaceae. The transcript has 3 exons. The coding region runs from base 1 to 1017 and encodes 338 amino acids. Gene Ontology annotation, biological process: intracellular protein transport.
AUGUCGUCGUCGCUCGAGGCCAAGAUAGUGGUGCUCGGCUCGCAGGGCGUCGGCAAGACGUCGCUGGUCAUGCGCUACUGCAAAGGCGCCUUUGCGCCCUCGCAGGUCACGUCGACAGUCGGCGCGAGCUUCCUGACCAAGCGUGUUGUUGACACGGAUACCGACACGGUUGUGCGCCUGCAGAUAUGGGAUACCGCCGGCCAAGAACGCUUCCGCUCCAUCUCGCGGCUCUACUACCGCGGCGCCAACGCCUGCAUCCUCUGCUACUCCAUCACGGACGCGGCCUCCUUCGCCGAGAUGGGCGUGUGGCUGACGGAGCUGCGCCGCAACCUGCCGCCCGACAUCGUCCUGCACGUCGUCGGCACCAAGGCCGACCUGGUCGCGCGCGACCCGGCCCGCCGCGAGGUCCCCUUCGAGCGCUGCAUCGCCUACGUCGCCGAGAACCUCAACCCGGGCAUGGGCUCCACCCCGCCCCCGACCGCGGGCGGGCCCGCGAACACACCCGCCGGUGGUGGUCCCGGCGGCGGCGGCGGCGGCGGCGGUUGUGAGCCGCGCAGCCCGAGCAGCAAGCGGUCGUCGGGGUUCUGGGGCCAGGAGGUCGGGUGGGACGCGUGCCACGAGAUCUCGGCCGAGUCGGGCGAGGGGGUGGAGGAGGUCUUUCGCGUGGUCACGCGCAAGCUGGUCGAGCAGAACCGCAAGAUGCAGGCGGCCCUGCUGGCUGCCACGGGCGCUAUGACCGGUGGUGGUGGUGGUGCUAGUGGCGGGGAGUAUGGUGGUGGGUUUGCUGGGGAUGGGGAGGGUGGUGGUGGUGCGGGUGGUGGUGGUGGUGGUGGUGGGUACUUUGAUGGGGGGAAUCCGAGGGCGAGUUUCCGCGUUGGGAGGGAUAGGCGGAGUUGGCUGUUCUCGCCGGGCUUUUCGCCUGUUAUUGGUGGUGGUGCUGGCGGGGCUGGCGAGGAGGAUGAUGAGUGGCCGCCGAACGGCGACCGCAGGGGGAGGGGCCGGAAGGGCUGCUGCUGA